CUGGUGACGUUGACAGCUACAGCCGCCAAACGCAGUAUUGCAGCAGCAACGUUGGAAGUUUAACAAUUUAGAUACAAGCCAGCUACGGUGUUAGUGAGGUUGUUUGUAGAACAGGACUACUUGGAACAAAUCAAAAUGCCGUCUGCCCCGGCAAGUGCUACUUCAGUUGGUGCUGGAGGCCGUUCACCAAACUCCGGUGGCUCAGGCCCAAGAGCCGGAUCGGGAAGCACUGUUAGACAAAGGAAAACCACUAGCAGCAGCACUACUACAGCUACCCGUUCACGUGCAGGAGGCACCAGCUCUGGUGGCAUGUGGAAAUUCUACACUGAUGACUCUCCCGGAGUAAAAGUGGGACCUGUUCCUGUUCUGGUCAUGUCACUCCUUUUCAUUGCUUCUGUUUUCUUGUUGCAUAUUUGGGGUAAAUAUACCCGAUCUUAAGACUGUUUAAAGGACCCGUGAAGAGUUCUAACUGGCUGGUCACCAUUCCACUGUUGAUUCUCUGUCUGGGUUGAGAAUACAAAUUUAUUUCCCAUAUAA
This is a messenger RNA of Daphnia carinata, 537 nucleotides long. RefSeq names its product protein transport protein Sec61 subunit beta-like (gene Sec61beta). The transcript is spliced from 4 exons. The record is from RefSeq and is a predicted model, not a curated record. Lineage: Eukaryota; Metazoa; Arthropoda; Branchiopoda; Diplostraca; Daphniidae. Gene Ontology annotation, cellular component: Sec61 translocon complex. Gene Ontology annotation, biological process: intracellular protein transport. Bases 136 to 438 code for a protein of 100 amino acids.